Messenger RNA from Hevea brasiliensis (rubber tree), 2003 nucleotides. RefSeq names its product transcription factor DIVARICATA-like. Gene Ontology annotation, molecular function: DNA binding. Lineage: Eukaryota; Viridiplantae; Streptophyta; Magnoliopsida; Malpighiales; Euphorbiaceae. The coding region runs from base 829 to 1761 and encodes 310 amino acids. The transcript has 2 exons. The record is from RefSeq and is a predicted model, not a curated record.
AGCGCCCACAAAAUUCAUUUCCACCAAUCACAACUUAACACCAGUGACCCCUUUUUCACUCUCCCUUCCCUGGUCAUUACUGUUCCAUAUAUCCUCCUCUCCUGCAACUGGCAAUAAGGAGCUCGCAUAUUUGUAUUCACUUCCUUUUACCCUCUGCUUUGACUUAACUUUUUUUAGGCCUUUAGCUCAAAGGGAACGAAAGCUUGGCAAAGCAUAAAUUGCCUGCCACUUCCCCCACUUGAAUCCUCUGUUUUCUCUGUUUUUCUCAAUUGGGUCUUUCUCCUUUCCAUGAGCUUUUUAGAAUCUCUCUCUCUCUCUCUCUCUCUUUUUGUGCGCAAAACUUAUGCCUUGAAUUGAAUCUUACUUUUUGAGCUUCAAAGUUGCGAAAUUUAUGGCUCAGUUUUGCUUUCUUCGUGGAAUUUGAUAUCUAUUUCUUUCACCUAUUGUUGGCUUUUUGAUUUUGAUCAAUUAUUGAACGUUAAUCUAGGGUUCUACCAUUAAAAAUAGAUGAUUGAGAUCUGCUUUCUUUUCUGUUAUUGCUUCUCGAAUUUUCCUUGGGUUUUGGAAAGUUGGGACUUUCUCAGAUUCCUCAAUUUGUGCUUACGUAAAAAAGUUACUCAGAUUCUAUUCAAAUGCCUGUUGAUUUGAUGACUCUUGGGUCAUAAAAUUCUCCACUUCUUUCUGCUGCAUUUCCUCUCUGUAUCUUUCUCUCUCUUUCAAUUCAAAGAGAGAGAUAGAGAGAAGUAUAGCAUCUUUUUUUUUUCCUCUCUUUAUUGUAUAAAUUUAUUUCUAUGUUAUUUGCUUCUAUUCUUGUACAGUGUAAUAACUAUGAAUCGGGGAAAUGAAAUCCUCUCUCCAGCCUCUUAUCUUGAGAAUUCAAACUGGUUGUUUCAAGAAACCAGGUGUACCAAAUGGACCCAUGAAGAAAACAAGCAGUUUGAGAAUGCUCUGGCUUUGUAUGAUAAGGAUGAGCCUGAUAGAUGGCAUAAAGUUGCAGCCAUGAUCCCAGGCAAGACUGUAGGUGAUGUAAUCAAACAGUAUAGGGAAUUGGAGGAAGAUGUCAGUGAUAUCGAGGCAGGGCUCAUCCCAAUUCCUGGAUAUAGCAGUAGUGAUGCUUUUACUUUGGAGUGGGUCAAUAAUAAUCAGGGAUACGAUGCCUUCAAACACUAUUAUACUCCUGGAGGCAAGAGAACCACCGCAGCCAGGUCGUCUGAGCAGGAAAGGAAGAAAGGGGUGCCGUGGACUGAGGAGGAGCACAGGCAGUUUCUGAUGGGUCUUCAAAAGUAUGGUAAAGGGGACUGGAGAAAUAUUUCUCGCAACUUUGUGACCACUAGGACACCAACUCAAGUGGCUAGUCAUGCUCAGAAGUAUUUUAUCAGGCAGAGCACAGGACGGAAGGAUAAACGGAGGUCCAGCAUCCAUGAUAUUACUACCGUCAAUCUUCCAAACAUCGACUCUGCUUCACCUGAUGGGAAGAAAUCAUCUCCAGAUCAUUCUACCACAAGUCUACAAUCACAACCACAACAAAAAAUGGCUGGCAUGCCCAAAGGAUUUAUAGAUUGUAAACCACAAAGUGAAGGGGGAGGGGCAGCUGGUGUUUUUAGCCAAGCAAAUGGCAAUUUGUUGAUGGCACCUUUUUGUGGGAUAUCGUCAUAUGGACAAAAACUACAGGAGCAAAAUCUCCUUAGAGGAACUCCUCCUGGAUACCAGUUUUCACCUUACAAUAUGAUUUGUCAAAUGCAACCGAUGCAACGUCAGUAAGCUUGGAGGAUUUAUAGUUGUCAAGGUAUUUAAGACGCCAUUUUUUCUUCAAGUGUUGUUGGAUAAUUUAUCUAUGCCAUUAUGAGGAUUGAGGAUCUAUGUGAAUACGUUAAUCUGCUGAUAAUCCAUAGUUAUUGGACAAUUUUUACAGAAUUAUGGGUUAGUUUAUGUUGUGAUUCGGUAUUCAAAUCUGAAUCACUGAACCUAAGGGAAUAAGAUUAUCUUUGAUGAUUGAUUGUCAA